AUGCCACUUAGGCUAGGCACUUUAGGAUGUUUACUUUUUUUACAUAAGGCUUUGGGGCCAGACAAACCUGUCAGAAUUGAAAAUUCGGGGCUGAAAUCACGACAUCCGAAAAGACAAGGAUUGCUAGGCGGACCAUCGGUCACCCUUGCCACAACACAACACACCACCACACAGGUGAGGGAGACGAGUGAUCCUGAGCAAUUGGAGUAUGAUAUAUCUGAUAUCCAAGUCAGGCUUCUCGGUGUCCUGGCAUACCCAGAUAGGUACACCAAAGAGGACGAUUUGGCACAACAAUCACUCCUGCUUUGGGUCUCGACCACACCUUGCAUGGAUGGAAGAAAGGAAAUAAGCUUAAGAAAUAGCUAA
Fusarium graminearum PH-1 is the source of this 366-nucleotide messenger RNA. RefSeq lists its product as uncharacterized. The record is from RefSeq and is a predicted model, not a curated record. The coding region runs from base 1 to 366 and encodes 121 amino acids. The transcript is spliced from 3 exons. NCBI's taxonomy places the organism in Eukaryota, Fungi, Ascomycota, Sordariomycetes, Hypocreales, Nectriaceae.